AUGAACGUCAACCUCAACAUCAACAUGAACAUGGUGUGCUGGUCGCAACAACCAUCCACAGUAUAUGCCAUCUGUACCGCACCCCUCAUAGCACCCAGGCCUCUGCCAUACCAUUCACCGACAUUUCUGCAGUUCCAAUCGUUGCCUGGCCUGGACCAGGACCUCUCUCAUCCUCCAUACACCUCCCGUCCCAAAGAACCGGUCUCUGUCGUGCGCCGAUCCAAGGACAAGACGCGACAGAAUCCGUAUCCGCAGCCAGGCAGCAGGCCACGACUUGCCCACACGAAGCAAACAUAG
Guyanagaster necrorhizus is the source of this 297-nucleotide messenger RNA. RefSeq lists its product as uncharacterized. The record is from RefSeq and is a predicted model, not a curated record. Bases 1 to 297 code for a protein of 98 amino acids. The transcript has 2 exons. NCBI's taxonomy places the organism in Eukaryota, Fungi, Basidiomycota, Agaricomycetes, Agaricales, Physalacriaceae.